AUCCGGGCAAUGGCCUUGAAAUCCAGGAUUUAACAGGAAGGUUGAAUAUGAUUAUUCUUAACGGAACAUAUUUUUUUUGUAAAUUAGCUCAAAUUUGACUGAAAAUAGUAUUUAAGGAGCCCAUUUUGAAUACUCUUAUAUAACCCACAAUCAUCGUAAUCAAUCGAUACUGAAAAAAAUAAAAUAAAAAAAUGCGACCACCACCUUCUCUUCACUCCAAUUUCUUCUCCUCUCUCAAGCAGGUUGAGAAGAGAUUGAAAUUAGAAGAACCAUCACAACCCCACACCCUCUUACCACACCCACUACCAGAGACUGAAGACUUGUCAACAGAAUCUCUAGGCUCACCCAUAUACCUCCACUUUGACCAAUCCGCUUCCCACACCUCAACCCUCCAAGGCAACAGUGAACCCCCUCAAGCAUUCCUCUCAAGUUCCCCACAAACCCAACUUCAACCCGACGGCCUAGACCACCCCAAAACCGUAGUUGAAACUGAAAACGACGCCGUUGACGAUAUCCAACGGUUAAUACAGCUCUUGGAUUUAUCAGAUUGUGAGGAGAAAGAAGAAGAGGCAGAGAGGGAGAGAGGAGGUUUGGGUGAUGGCAGUGGUGGAAAUUCUUGUGAUUGGGAAGAUGGGUUUUAUGCAAAGAUUGUUGGGUUUAAGGGCCCAAAGUGUAGAAAGGAAGUGGAGAGGUUGGAGGGGUGGAUUGAGUAUUUUAUGAAUGGGUGUGGCGUGGAGGAGAGGAGGGAGCCUUUGAGAUUGGCAUAUUUGCUUUUGGGUAAGGCUGCUUUUGUUUCUGAGGGUGCUGAUUGUGGCGUUGGAGGCCUGGAGUUCCCUUCAAGUAUAGUGGAAUUUUUGCAGAAUGAUCCUCCUAAGACCUAAGAAGUAAGGAACCCCAUGUUUCAUAUUUUCCCUUUUGUACCCUUUAAUGCAAUUUUAGUUUCAGAAUUUUUAUAAAAAUUGUGAGCACUUUCGAUAUGAAAAUGAUCAGCUUGUUUAGGAGGAAUUCAACUCUUAUGGUGAUUGUUGAAUUUUGGAUCAGGACAUGUUAUGCAAGUAUUUUUUUUCCUUGUUUGUUUUGUUCAUAAGAUGAUGCUACAUAUAAAUUCAUUUGGCCUUAUAUACCACUGAU
Corylus avellana is the source of this 1131-nucleotide messenger RNA. The record is from RefSeq and is a predicted model, not a curated record. Lineage: Eukaryota; Viridiplantae; Streptophyta; Magnoliopsida; Fagales; Betulaceae.